AUGCACUUCGCCAGAAACUCUGCCCUGGCUGGGCUAGCUGUCAUUCCCCUUGCCUUUGCCCAAACCUACACCACCUGCAACCCUAUGGACAAGACAUGCCCUAACGACACUGGACUUGACUCGGCUAGCUUUGCCUGCGACUUCACCCAGGGCAAGUCGGCUCUUGCUAGUUGGAGCACUGCCACCGGAACUUCGCUCACCUACGAUGGCUCUAAGGGUGCUCAGUUCGUUAUCAAUGGCAAGAACCAGGCACCUACCAUCUCAUCUGACUUCUACAUCUUCUUCGGACGUGUUGAUGUUACCAUGCAAGCAGCUCCUGGUGUUGGUAUCGUGAGCAGUAUGGUUCUUCAGUCCGAGGAUCUGGACGAGAUUGAUUGGGAAUGGCUCGGUGGUGACGGUACCCAAGCUCAAACCAAUUACUUUGGCAAGGGCAACACCACCUCAUAUGAUCGUGGUACCUACCAGAGUGUCUCAUCACCUCAGACCAUCAUGCACACUUACAGCUUCGACUGGACCCAGGAGAAGAUUGACUGGCUCAUCGACGGUGUGGUCGUUCGCACCCUCAUGUACGCCGACGCUGUAGGUGGUAAGAACUUCCCUCAGACCCCUAUGCGCCUCAAGUUGGGCAACUGGAUCGCUGGCGACCCGGCCACCAACGCCCCCGGCACUAUCGAGUGGGCUGGUGGUGAGACCGACUUCUCCAAGGCUCCUUUCACCAUGUAUGUCAAGACUGUCAGCAUCACCAACUACAACCCGGCCAAGGAGUACGAGUGGACCGACAGAAGUGGCAGCUACGAGAGCAUCAAGCUGGUUGACGGUUCUUCUGGAUCAUCCUCGUCUUCAGCUUCUGGCAGCAGCGGCUCGGCUUCCGGCACCGCAACUAAACUCAAGUCGACUGCAGUCAUUUCGAACAGCUUGAACACUGUUGCGCCCACCUCUUCCAUCAGCGUUAAGAAGGCUCAGGCUCAGGACAGCGCAGCUAUUGUUGCAAGCUCCAACUCUUCUUCGACUGCUUCCACUCUGAAGUCGGUCAUCAGCAGUGUCAGCGCCAGCGUCACCUCGGCUGCCGCAUCUGCAUCUGCAUCCGCAUCUGCAUCAAAGAGCUCAUCUCACAGCUCUUCUGCUUCAGCCACCUCGAGCCAGCCUGCACAGCAAAGCACCAACGCUGGCGUUUCCAACACUGUUGCAACUGGCCUUUUCUCCGUUGUUGGCGCCGCAUUUGCCUUCUUCAUCCUCUAA
This is a messenger RNA of Aureobasidium musti, 1239 nucleotides long. The record is from the annotation of a GenBank genome assembly. Lineage: Eukaryota; Fungi; Ascomycota; Dothideomycetes; Dothideales; Saccotheciaceae.